Pelmatolapia mariae (spotted tilapia) is the source of this 3579-nucleotide messenger RNA. Its product is annotated as NLR family CARD domain-containing protein 3-like. The transcript is spliced from 10 exons. Gene Ontology annotation, molecular function: protein binding. Bases 137 to 3409 code for a protein of 1090 amino acids. Gene Ontology annotation, biological process: intracellular signal transduction. The record is from RefSeq and is a predicted model, not a curated record. Lineage: Eukaryota; Metazoa; Chordata; Actinopteri; Cichliformes; Cichlidae.
UGCUUCCUUCGAAGAAGCAGCUGAAUUGUUUGUUCGUGUUUAGUGGCGAGUGGGACUUUUACUGUUUUGGCUCUGCUUCAAGAAACUGUGAAGGUAGAAAGUGUGUGUGGGCUGAUGUGGAUGUGAGUUCAUCAGCAUGGAUCAGUGUGAGGACAAAGAGGAGGGAGUCCCUCCCUCUAAAACCACUCUGUAUGGGGAACAUGAGAGCCAGACCAAAGCUCAGAGGAUCCAGCAGAGACCUGAAUCUUCUGGAUUACCAACUAGCUGUGUGUCCUUAAAGAGUGACCAUUCAAUGCAGAUUAUUACCGAGUUUAAAGAAGGAUGGCCUUCUGCAGCAAAUAGAUUGGACCAGGAGAGCUCAGAGGUUUCCAGUGGUCAGUCUACCCAGCAGAAUCAGACACACCUGGACUCCAUAUUUAUGGUACUGGAGGACAACAUCAUCACUUUUGUGAAGAAUGAGCUGAAGAUGAUGAAGGUUACUCUGAACCGUGAUUACCCAGAAUGCUUGGUGAAACGGAGAGAGGAUGAGGGAGUGUUGGAACGUGGGGAUGAAGAGCAAGAGAGCUGCAGCAGGGAGGCAAUUGUGAAGAUCUCAGUCCACUUCUUGAGAAGAAUGAAGCAGGAGGGACUGGCUGAUUAUCUGCAGAGCAGAACAACUGCUGGAGCUUGUUGUGAAUUUAAAUCUAAGCUGAAGAAGAAGUUCCAGUGUGUGUUUGAGGGGAUCGCUAAAGCAGGAAACCCAACUCCUCUGAAUCAGAUCUACACAGAGCUCUACAUCACAGAGGGAGAGUCUGCAGAGGUCAAUGAUGAACAUGAGGUCAGACAGAUUGAAACAGCAUCCAGGAAACCACACAGACCAGAAACAACAAUCAGACAAGAAGACAUCUUUAAAGGCUUGCCUGGAAGAGAUGAACCAAUCCGAACAGUGCUAACAAAAGGAGUGGCUGGCAUUGGGAAGACAGUGUUGACACAGAAGUUCACUCUGGACUGGGCAGAAGGAAAAGCCAAUCAGGUCAUCCAGUUCAUUUUUCCAUUCACUUUCAGAGAGCUGAAUGUGCUGAAAGAGGAAAAGUUCAGUUUGGUGGAACUUGUUCAUCACUUCUUUACUGAAACCAAAGAAGCAAGAAUCUGCACGUUUGAAGACUUCCAGGUUGUGUUCAUCUUUGAUGGUCUGGAUGAGUGUCGACUUCCUCUAAACUUCCGCAAAACUCCAAUCCUAACUGACCCUAGAAAGUCCACUUCAGUGGAUGUGCUGCUGACAAACCUCAUCAGAGGGAACCUGCUUCCCUCUGCUCUACUCUGGAUAACCACACGACCUGCAGCAGCCAAUCAGAUCCCUCCUCAGUGUGUAGACAUGGUGACAGAGGUCAGAGGGUUCACUGAUCCACAGAAGGAGGAGUACUUCAGGAAGAGAUCAAAAGAUGAGAAAAAGGCCAAUCGGAUCAUCUCCCACAUCAAGACGUCACGGAGCCUCCACAUCAUGUGCCACAUCCCAGUCUUCUGCUGGAUCACUGCUACAGUUCUGGAGGAUGUGCUGAAAGCCAGCAUGAGGGAAGGGCUGCCAAAGACCCUGACUGAGUUGUACAUCCACUUCCUGGUUGUUCAGGUCAAAGUGAAGAAGGUCAAGUAUGAUGAAGGAGCUGAGACAGAUUCACCCUGGAGUCCAGAGAGCAGGAACAUAAUUGACUCUCUGGGAAAACUGGCUUUUGAGCAGCUGCAGAAAGGAAACCUGAUCUUCUAUGAAUCUGACCUCAAAGAGUGUGGUAUUGAUAUCAGAGCAGCCUCAGUGUACUCAGGAGUGUUCACACAGGUCUUUAAAGAAGAGAGGGGACUGUACCAGGACAAGGUGUUCUGUUUUGUCCAUCUGAGUGUUCAAGAGUUUCUGGCUGCUCUUCAUGUCCAUCUGACAUUUAUCAACUCUGGAAACAAUCUGCUAGAAGAACAACAAAAAACAUCCAAGAAAUUUGAUACAAAAGAAUCUGCAGAGAAACACUUCCACCAGAGUGCAGUGGAAAAGGCCUUAGAGAGUCUGAAUGGACAUCUGGACUUGUUCCUUCGCUUCCUUCUGGGUCUUUCACUGCAAACUAAUCAGAAUCUCCUACAAGGUCUGCUGACACAAACAGAAAGUAGUUCACAGACCAAUCUUGAAACCGUUAAGUACAUCAAGUGGAAGCUCAGUCAGAAUCUGGCUGCAGAGAAAACCAUAAACCUGUUCCACUGUCUGAAUGAACUGAAUGAUUGUUCUCUAGUGGAGGAGAUCCAACACUCCCUUAGUUCAGGAAGUCUCUCUGCAGAUAAACUGUCUCCUGCUCAGUGGUCAGCUCUGGUCUUCAUCUUACUGUCAUCAGAAAAAGAUGUGGAUGUGUUUGACCUGAAGAAAUACUCUGCUUCAGAGGAGGCUCUUCUGAGGCUCCUGCCAGUGGUAAAAAUCUCCAACAAAGCUCUACUGAGUUCCUGUAACCUAACAGAAAGAAGCUGUGAAGCUCUGUCCUCCAUUCUAAACUCCCAUUCAAGUCUGAGAGAGCUGGACCUGAGUAAUAAUGACCUGAUGGACGCUGGAGUGAAUGCACUGUCUGCUGGGUUGGAAAGUCCACACUGUAAACUUGAAACACUCAGGCUGUCAGGCUGUCAAAUCACAGAACAAGGCUGUAAGGCUCUGGUGUCUGCUCUGAACUUAAAACCCUCUCAUCUGAGAGAGCUGGACCUGAGCUACAAUCAUCCAGGGGAUGCAGUUGUGAAGCUGCUUGCUGUGGGACAGGACCACCUAAACUGGAGGCUGGACAUGCUCAGGGUGGAGCCUGCUGGAGUCCAGUGGUUGAGACCAGGUCUGAAGAAGUAUUCGUGUCAACUCACAAUCGACACAAACACAGUAAACGGAAAACUCAGACUGUCUGACAACAAUAGGAAGGUGACACAUGUGGAGGAGGAUCAGUCAUAUCCUGAUCACCCAGACAGAUUUGAUGACCUCUGUCCUCAGCUACUGUGCAGAAAUGGUCUGACUGGUCGCUGUUACUGGGAGGUCGAGUUUAGUGGCCAGGCACUUCUGUCAUUGAAUUACCAAAGAAUUACAAGGAAAGGAAACACUAGUGACUCUUUGUUUGGAUGGAGUGAUCACUCCUGGAGUGUGAGGUGCACUGAAAAUGGUGUUGAUUAUAUCCUUCACAAUAAAACUGAAACAUCCAUCCCCUCCUCUUUUUCCUAUUCCUCCUCCAUUUCCACCGGAGUCUGUAACAGAAUAGCAGUCUAUUUGGACUGGCCUGGUGGCACUCUGUCCUUCUACAGAGUGUCCCCUGACACUCUGAUCCACCUCCACACCUUCAGCACCACAUUCACGGAACCUCUUUAUCCUGGAUUUGGGUUUGGGUUAUCAUCCUGGAACAGUCCUGGUUCCUGGUUAUCUCUCUGUUAAGUUUAGUACCGGAGGCCUGCCCAUGUUAAAGAAACUGUUUCGAUCAUACUUGAGUGUCUCUGUCAUUCAGAUUUCAAUUACAUGUUGAUUUUCAUUUGUAGACUUAUCUAAGCUAAACGUUUGUUUUACUCUUUUGAAGUUGUGCUUAAACUGAUUUCUUAUGUCGUUUA